GAAAAAUGGUAUAAGUAUAGUGUAGCCUUCAGAUUACUUUUUUACACUGACUUUUUUCCCUAGUUUUGUUACUGUACUAAUGAUUUAAGGGCAACACAAUAGCAGGAGGACGAACAACCAGAUCCAGAUGGGUGCAGAACAGAGUCGUGUGCCACCAGCGGGUGCCCCCGGCAGCACCAUUCGCUCUCAGAGAGAUGAGGACAUUCCAUACACCUCCUUAACCAUCAGCAAACCCAUCUCUGCAGAUUCCCCAAAGAGCUCUCCUCGGAAUCAAGGCAGUCGUCAGCGUGCAGCCACGAUGCCAACACAGAGAGAAAUGCAAGCAAGAGAGAGUACACCAAAACACAACAUUGUAGUGGUUGCGGACGGACAGACAGUUAUUAAAGACCCGGACCCUGAGUUGACAAGACUUGACACUAUCCCAGUGAUUUACCCGAUUCUUCGUGGCUCCUUGAACCUACCAACAAGUGCACGAGAUAACGAGCUGUUGGAACGUAUGGAUCCGGAGCACCUGCUGAUGUUGUGUUUGCGCUACCAGGAACACCUUAAACAGCUGUCAGAGAGUGUAGCAUUUGAUCAAAAUGCAUUAUGUAUACGCAUAAAAGAGAUUGACUGCAUUAUCCAGAAGCUGAUGCAUACAAUGGUAGAGAAACAAAAGAGGUACGCCAAAUACGCGGAGCAAUUUCAACGCACACAGGAGACAGUGACUGUGCUAAAUCGUAUAAAAGACACAAUGAACGAUAUCAUUCCGAAAAUGGAGACUUUAAAUAAGAUGCUUCCUGCGGAUGAACGGAUGGAGCCAUUCCAGAUGAAAGAUAGUGGACGAGGAUGAUUUAUAAAUUUUAAAUGUGUAAUUUUAAAGACAAAUGACAGCGUCAUUGAUGUUGUUAGAAUUGGUGUUGUUAUUUUUUGCAUUGCGAUCAAAAUGUUUCAAGUCAAAUCAAGCAAUUUUUCCCUAACAUUAUCUAUAAAAAUUAAACAUUUUUGGGGAUUUUUUUUUAUGGAUUUUGGAAACAAUGCUUUAUUUCAAGACACGUUAUGAACAACUGGUGUUGUCAAAUUUUACAUCCAUGUGAAAAUUAUCAAACUGUGAUUUUAUUCAGGUGUCAUUAUCUUUAGUGAAAUUUGAAUUAAAUUUGAGUGUAAAAUCAUGCUAUAUAAGUAAUUAUAUUGCUUCAUUUUAACUUUUUUUAUUGUUACUCGUUGUCAAAGAAACAAAGUUUCAAAAGUGACAAUAUCUCAAUAAAUUAAAACAAAAACUUAUCUUAACCACAAGAAUACCCAACAGUUAAGCAAGUAUCAUACAAUAGCACUUGCAAUCUUAAGCAAGUGAUAAAGAUGGUUGAACUUGAUAACUGCCAUUUAAAACAGAAACUUUCAUACAGAAUGCAUAACUAUAUGAUGUAUUUUAGAUAUUUUUGGAUAUUUUGGACUUAAAAAUGAAAUCAGCUAGGCAUUUCUCUGUGAAAUACUAAUUAAAAAACUACCUGAAUAUUCUAUUGAAUGUUUGAUACAUUUUAGAAAACAAACUGUAAUAGGUAACUCUUUGGUGGGAGUAGGGCUUUAGCCAGGUUUUAAAAGGGACAGGGUGCUGCAGAAAGGGGACAGGGUGCUGCAAUAAGGAGAAAAGGGGGACAGGGUGCUGCAAAAAGGGGAAAAAGGGGACAGGGUGCUGCAAAAAGGGGGAAAAGGGGACAGGGUGCUGCAAAAAGGGGACAGGGUGCUGCAAAAAGGAGAAAAAGGGGACGGUGCUGCAAAAAGGGGAAAAAGGGGAUAGGGUGCUGCAAAAAGGGGACAGGGUGCCAAGGUAGAAAGGCACAUUGUAUAGGGCUGUAAAAAACUUGAUAAUUUUGAAUUUGACAGAAAAUGGUUUGAAUUGUGUUCACUUCAAGUAAUACUAGUAUAAGGUUUCAACUGCCAAAUAUGUAAAGUGUGUAUGUAUUUAUAAUCAUAGAAUAAGUUUAAAUCAACAAAGAAAUAUUUGAUAGCCUUAAGCAUUUAAUUCUAUGAAGGCAGAAGGGUACCCAUGCUGGUCUCCAUGAGGGCAGAUGGUUACUACUAAAAAACGACAGGGUGCAGCACCCUUCCAUUACUCUUUACUUCAUCCCUAGAUGAGAGAAAGUGAAAACAUUCUAUCUGUUCCUUUCUUCUUUAAUGUCACUAUGAACAUUUCAGCUUUUACACAUUCAAUUAAACUUGUUAAAUCUUUCCAGUGUCCGGACAUGUGCCAUGCUAGUGUAUCCAUGAUUUGAUUUCUGGAGGAUUUGGCUCAGAAUCGCAGAAAGUUGAAUAUUUAAAUUGAAUUAAGGUAGCAUUUGUAAAUGCUGCAACUCCUGGACACACUCCUUACUUUGAAUGUUGUUUUGCAUGUUAUAAAAACAUUUCAUCGUUCAGACGCUGUUGAACAAAUGAGUUGUCUAUUCUCCUGAAGCAAUGUGUAUGAAACUGUGAUACAUUAUACCAGAAAUACAACAGCAUAUUAUAUGGCACUGUUUACACCCACUGAAUGGGGAUGUGUGCAAUAUUUUGCGUUAUGUUACUUAAACUUACAAUUAUUCAUGAAAAUAAAUUAUUGAAUCAU
This is a messenger RNA of Mya arenaria, 2581 nucleotides long. Its product is annotated as BLOC-1-related complex subunit 5-like. Gene Ontology annotation, biological process: lysosome localization; organelle transport along microtubule; positive regulation of anterograde synaptic vesicle transport. The transcript is spliced from 5 exons. The record is from RefSeq and is a predicted model, not a curated record. Gene Ontology annotation, cellular component: synaptic vesicle membrane; cytoplasmic side of lysosomal membrane; BORC complex. Bases 128 to 832 code for a protein of 234 amino acids. Lineage: Eukaryota; Metazoa; Mollusca; Bivalvia; Myida; Myidae.